AUGUCACAAUUUUUGGAUCCUUCGGAGCCAAGCCAGUGGAAGACCAUGGCCGCAAGCAAUUUCGCGAGCACAGCCCAGCCUGUUCUUCAGACGCUGCAGCAAGGACUAGACGAGGCUGUCAAUGCGUGGCGUGUAGAGGGGUUGCUGUCGUGGCCUACCGUGUAUCUCCUCACCACGGCUGUCUUGACAUACUGGACCGUCUUGAUAGGGCAUCGAUUGUUUUUGCACCCUUUGGCUGGUAUUCCUGGCCCUAAAUUCGCGGCAUUGACCUAUUGGUACGAGAUCUACUAUGAUGUCUGGCUGGGUGGCCAGUACUUUCGCAAAGUUAAACAGAUGCACGAGAAAUAUGGCCCUAUUGUACGAAUCAACCCUGAUGAGGUGCACUUCAAUGACCCCGACUUUAUCGAGCCUCUCUAUCCGAGCGCCAAGCGCAAAACCAAUAAGUCUGUCAUGACAGGUCGUCGCACUGGAACCCCCAACUCUCUCGCCGGAACCGCAGACCAUGACACCCAUCGCCUUCGCCGGGGCACCAUCUCCGGCUUCUUCUCCACCGCGAGCAUUCGCCGCCUCGAGCCCAUCAUGAAGGCCGACAUGCACAAGCUGCUAGACCGGAUGCACGAGGCUGGCAAGACAGGCGAGGUGCUCAAGUUUCACUUCGUCCUCAAAGCAUGCGCCUGCGACAUUGUCACCCAGUACGCCUUUGGCACCUCGUUCAACUUUCUCGGCGAAAAGGACUUUGCCGCGCCGUACAUUGAGGCCACUGACGUCUUCCACUUUUUCAACCACGCCAUGUGCCACUUUCCCAUCGUGGGCUACCUGCUCGGAACAUCGCCAGACUGGCUCAUCAAGGCCGUGUUUCCUGGUCUUACUGAAAUGUGGAACAAGAAAACCAUGUGGCUUGACGAGGUCGAAAAGAUUCGCAGCUCUCCUAACCCGGAACGCAUCAAGAGCACCAUCUUCGAGGGUGUCCUCGGCAGCAAGCUCCCCGACGAGGAAAAGACCAACGCGCGCCUCGCGCACGAGGCCCAGCUCGUCGUCUUUGCCGGCCAGGGCACCACCGCAUACACCCUUAGCGCCGCCAUCUACCAGCUCCUCGCCCACCCGGACGAGCUGGCCAAGGUGAAGAAGGAGCUCGCCGGCGUGGCCACCGACGACGGCGGCGUCCCUUCGUACUCCCAGGUCGAGCACCUGCCAUACUUCCAAGCCGCCAUCCAAGAGACGCUGCGUCUGCACCCCGGUGUCGUGGCCCGUCUGCCGCGCGUCUCACCCACCGAGCCUAUCGUCUACGAGGACAAAGCUCGCGGCCGCUCGUACGUCGUCCCCGCGGGCACCACCUACAGCAUGACGGCACAGAUUGCGCACACCAAUGAGGCUGUCUUUGCGGACGCGGAAAAGUUUGUUCCGCAGCGAUGGAUCGACAACCCGAGACUGGAUCGAGCCUUUAUUGGUUUUGCGAGAGGCACUCGUAACUGCAUCGGUAUGAAUUUUGCCAAGCAAGAGCUAUCCAUUAUCUUGGCGACAAUCCUUCUCAAGUACGACUUGUAUCGCCGCCAAGCCGGCCCUACGCUCGAGUUGUACGAGACUACCCGUGAGCGAGACAUUGAUUGUGUCCGCGACAUGAUUAUCCCCUUCCCUGCUGCUGGCAGUCCCGGGCUUCGACUUAAAAUCCGAAACUAG
Molecule: messenger RNA, 1677 nt
Organism: Akanthomyces muscarius
Lineage: Eukaryota; Fungi; Ascomycota; Sordariomycetes; Hypocreales; Cordycipitaceae
Exons: 7
Coding region: 1-1677 (558 amino acids)
Molecular function (GO): oxidoreductase activity, acting on paired donors, with incorporation or reduction of molecular oxygen; heme binding; monooxygenase activity
Source: RefSeq, a predicted model, not a curated record